AUGUCACUUAUCACCUGUGUGAUGUUUGCAGCCAAGUGUUGCUGUGAGGCUGGGAUCUGGUAUUACAGGAUACUGGAGGUCCUUGUCAAUCAAGAGAAGAAAAGGCCUGGCAUCAGAGACAUCUCAGGCAGCCUGGAGAAUGAUCUUUUUCAGUGCUGCAUGGUGGUCUGUUGUCUGGAGGUUGCCAUAACCUCAAAUCUUCUACCAUGCAACUUCCCUCCAGUCCUUCAGAUCUUCAGACUAGCAGCAUACCACUUUUGGAAGGUGAUUGAGCUGGUGUUGCGGGCUGAAAUAGGGCUACCUCACACUGCAGUCAAGCACCUCCAAACAGUGGAAGAGAAAAUUUUGGAGAGCUUGGCCUGGACCAGGGACUCGCCGUUGUGGCAAGAAAUCAGAGCCAACGGGGGCCUUCUGCCUCCCUGCCAACAGGUGAUGUCUCCUGGACAGCUUGAAGAUCCAAAGAAUACAGACUUGCACCAACCAAGAAUGGAUCUCACAGACCAGCAUUCCCCAUCAGAUGUGAACAGGCUUCAGAGAAGCAGCUCCUUCCAUGUGUUUGUUCGCAAGGUUUACAUCUUGAUGGCCAAGCGUCUGAGGGAGCUAUGCACCCCACUGGACAUUCCUGAGGAGCUGCGGUUGAAGAUCUGGACGUGCUUCGAACACUCUCUGGUGCACUUCUCUGACCUCAUGAUCGACCGACACCUGGACCAACUGCUGAUGUGUCCCAUCUACAUUAUUGCGAAGGUUACCAUGGUUAAUAUACCCUUCAAGCGCAUAAUGAACUGCUACAAGUCUCAGCCAUAUGCCAGCAAAAGUGUCUGCAAACAUGUGCUGCUUUCACAAAGAGGGACAGAAAAUGAUCCCAUUGGAAACAACAACAAUAAUGGAGCACACAGGGACAGCAUCCCUACCCCCAACACACCAUCCACACAUUAUCCAGGACCUUCUCAGGAGGAGAGGGGCAAUCUUAUCUAUUUUUACAACCAGAUCUACACAACAAAGAUGCAGCACUUUGCCCAGCAGUUUGCCCUGAACUCUGUGGGAGACACUCCUCCUCCGUCCCCAUUCCCCAGACAGCCGAAUUCAUCUCCUCGCAGAUGCAGGCUCUCCAGCAGCCACCUCAUCUUCCUUUCACCACUCAACCCAGAAACCUCUUCCUCCAAUACACCUGGACUCAGCUACUUCUUCAGCUCCAGCCCCUCAGAGCGUCUGCGUGAGAUCAACAAAAUGAUCAAGAUGAGCAGGUCACCCACCACGCGAUGCCGUGAGAUAACAUUGGAUGAAGAAGAGGAGGAGGGAGAAGAUGGCCAUUCAGCCAAGAGGCUCCGUUUGGAUGAUCAGUCAGUCUUACAGAGGCGACUGAGGAACGUGGUGGACGAUCGCGCUAACAGAGGGAACCAUCCUUAUCCACUCUAACCUGCACCAGAAGCAUGAAAUCUCACUCUGCUCCAGCAAUGUCAGGUGUUAGAGGAAAAGCAAUUAUCAAUUAUCUGUUAAGUGUUCCUUUGGGCCAAAGUCUUUGCUAAAAGUAUUGUCUUCAGUCUGAGCUAAAAGUACCUCUUUGCUCUUUUGCUCUUCACUUCUUUGACACUUAAAGCUCAGGUGUCAUUGAAGAAGCUCAGUGGUCAGUAAUACAGGACUGUAAACAUACUGGGCAGCUACCUGGUGGAAGUGUAUGGUGGUGUACAUAUUUGUUGUAGGGCAUGGCUGGAAUGUACUUGGUUGACUUUUCUUUAAUUAAAAAAUGUUUUAAAUAAGACUGAAUUUCAGUUAAAUUGGGACAAACUAGUCUGCCUCUUACAGUACUUAAUGGAGACAUGUCAAACUUCACCAGGAUAUUUAUGUAAAGUGAUUCUGAUUAAGUAUGUUCUGAAUUGAGGGACAAUCCAAAGUUUACAGGGAGUCACUAUAAACCAAUUUGUAAUGCAUUUGUCAGGUUUUUAUCUUGCACUGAAGCUUUUUAAAAAAGAACAUUUUUAAUUUUUUUAAAAGCUAAGCUAUGUUGAAAACAUGGUGAAAACAGCAUUUUCAGUUUCUCACAGGGAUGAAGGGAAAGAGCAGAAUUGAGACCACCAUAGAAAUUAUGUCAACGGCACAUGAAGUAUGUAGACAGAUUUGAGGAACUAAAGUCUGCCUGAAUAAUGCUGAUCAAUCAAAUAUUGCAAUGUUAUUUUGUAAUUCUUUCUAUGUAUGCUUCAGUCUUUGAAAAGCAGUUAGUGUAAUAUAAACAAUAAAUAUACAUUUG
Scomber japonicus (chub mackerel) is the source of this 2245-nucleotide messenger RNA. RefSeq names its product retinoblastoma-like protein 2. Bases 1 to 1416 code for a protein of 471 amino acids. The transcript is spliced from 11 exons. Gene Ontology annotation, molecular function: RNA polymerase II transcription regulatory region sequence-specific DNA binding. Lineage: Eukaryota; Metazoa; Chordata; Actinopteri; Scombriformes; Scombridae. Gene Ontology annotation, cellular component: transcription regulator complex; nucleus; chromatin. Gene Ontology annotation, biological process: negative regulation of G1/S transition of mitotic cell cycle; cell differentiation; regulation of transcription by RNA polymerase II. The record is from RefSeq and is a predicted model, not a curated record.